Bubalus bubalis (water buffalo) is the source of this 1565-nucleotide messenger RNA. RefSeq names its product NSE3 homolog, SMC5-SMC6 complex component (gene NSMCE3). Gene Ontology annotation, biological process: negative regulation of transcription by RNA polymerase II. NCBI's taxonomy places the organism in Eukaryota, Metazoa, Chordata, Mammalia, Artiodactyla, Bovidae. Bases 146 to 1003 code for a protein of 285 amino acids. The record is from RefSeq and is a predicted model, not a curated record. The transcript has a single exon. Gene Ontology annotation, cellular component: nucleus.
ACGCAAGCCCGCAGCUUCCGUGAUACAACCGCUUCUCCUCAGGGCCCGCCCACAGCUACACGGACUAACGGCUAACCGACCUUCAAUCCUUGCCACCGCUGCAGGUUACUGGGAGUCCGCGCGGUCGGGGUCUCGCCGCCGCGACAUGUCGCAAAAGCCGAAGAGCCGGGGCCGCCCCAGCUCCCAGGUCGAGCGGGAGCCGGGUGGCGGCGGCGAGGAGGCCCCGAGCACGUCUCGCGGGCCGGGCGGCGCCGCGUCACAGCGUCGGGCCCAGGCCUCCCCGGCCCCGGGGCCGCGCUCGCAGAAGCAGCUGGAGCUGAAGGUGGCGGAGCUGGUGCAGUUCUUGCUGAUCAAGGACCAGAGGAAGAUCCCUAUCCGCCGCACCGACAUCCUGCGGCACGUGGUCGGCGACUACAAGGACGUGCUCCCAGAGCUGCUGCGGCGGGCGGCCGAGCGCCUGGAGUACGUGUUCGGGUACCGGCUGGUGGAGCUGGAGCCGCGCAGCAACACCUACAUUCUGGUCAACACGCUGGAACCGGUGGAAGAGGAUGCGGAGGUGCGCGGCGACCAGGGCACGCCCACCACUGGGCUCCUCAUGAUCGUGCUGGGGCUCAUCUUCAUGAAAGGCAAUAGCAUCAAGGAGACCGAGGUCUGGGACUUCCUGCGGCGCCUCGGGGUAUACCCCACCAAGAAGCACCUCAUCUUCGGGGACCCCAAGAAGCUCAUCACUGAGGACUUCGUGCGGCAGCGAUACCUGGAUUACCGGCGCAUCCCGCACACGGACCCCGUGGACUACGAGCUCCAGUGGGGCCCGCGCACCAACCUGGAGACCAGCAAGAUGAAGGUGCUCAAGUUCGUGGCUAAAAUCCACCACCAGGAUCCCAAGGACUGGCCGGCGCAGUACUGCGAGGCUUUGGCGGACGAGGAGGCCAGGGCCAGACCCCAGCCCGCGGGCCCGAGUCCAGCCACUGCCCCUGCCCCAACCCUUUCUCCUGUCUCUUGAAAUCUGAGACACACCCCAGGGCCCGCUCCCUCCCCGGGGGGAAGGGCUGGAGGUGGGAGGAAGCGUCUUGCUUGUUUAAAUGCGUGGUAGUUCCAGGACGUGUUUGCAAACUUUUCUUGUAAUGUUGUAAGUCAUUUUGAUUCUAAACUUUCAUUUAGAGGGUGACUUGUUUUGUUUUGCUUCAGUGUCUGUGUUUUUUUGGUGUAACCUUGUUAGGUUUGUAAAGCGAAUUGGAAAACUUCCUACCCUAAUCUGGAACUGCCAAGGAAAUACAAGCGAACUGGCCCUUGUCCGGCCUUUGAACUGCCCCACUCGGUAAAGGAAAAGUCUUUGUAAAUUGAAAACGAAAAUGUAAUUGCCUAUAUCCCCUUUUACCUUAACGCAGCUAUUUAAAAAAUCUGUUUUCUAUGCAUAUAAGCAUUUUGAGUCAUUCUAAGCAAUGUGCGUAUUGUAGUUUUUCCAAAUAAUUUUUUACAUUGAUAAUUACUAUGCUGUGUGGCUGACCAUUUUGUUCAAUUUUUUUUGCUACUAUAGUUAUAAUAAAUACUGUAUUUUUAAAGCA